Messenger RNA from Tinamus guttatus (white-throated tinamou), 2927 nucleotides. The record is from RefSeq and is a predicted model, not a curated record. NCBI's taxonomy places the organism in Eukaryota, Metazoa, Chordata, Aves, Tinamiformes, Tinamidae.
GACCAAAGACUACAAUGCUUCGUCUAGCCGUCAAGUUUUUCCCUCCAGACCCUGGCCAGCUGCAAGAAGAAUAUACCAGGUAUCUGUUUGCAUUGCAAAUCAAGAGGGACUUGGCAGAGGAGCGGCUGACCUGCAGUGACAACACGGCAGCUCUCCUCGUCUCUCAUCUUCUGCAGUCUGAAAUAGGGGAUUUUGAUGACUCGGAGGAUCGAGAACACCUUGAAACAAAUCAGUAUUUGCCAAACCAGGAAAGAAUUCAAGGGAAAAUCCUGGAGUUCCACAGGAAACAUGUGGGUCAAACUCCUGCUGAUUUUUUUGAAUCAGACUUUCAAGUGCUUGAAGUUGCCCGGAAACUGGAGAUGUAUGGGAUAAGAUUUCACCUUGCAUCGGACCGUGAGGGCACAAAAAUUAAUCUGGCUGUUUCGCACAUGGGUGUGCUAGUGUUCCAGGGCAAUACGAAGAUCAACACCUUCAACUGGUCUAAGGUCCGUAAACUAAGCUUCAAGAGGAAGAGAUUCCUUAUUAAACUCCACCCAGAGGUCCGUGGUCCGUAUCAAGAUACACUGGAGUUUCUUUUGGGAAGUAGGGAUGAGUGUAAAAACUUCUGGAAAAUCUGUGUUGAGUAUCAUACGUUCUUUAGGCUGUUUGACCAGCCAAAGCCAAAGGCUAAAGCCGUGUUCUUCACCAGAGGGUCUUCCUUCAGAUACAGUGGACGGACGCAGAAGCAGCUGGUGGAUUAUAUCAAGGACAGUGGGGUGAAGAAAACUCCGUACGAAAGGCGGCACAGCAAAGCUAGAGUGUCUGCUCACGCUUCCAGCCCAGAUGUGCCAAAACAGAGUGUCCCCUUCACUGAAGGCUUGAGAACCCCAGGGUCUCCUGCCUCAGCAACCACCCCCUUCCAUUCAGUUCACUCAGCGACCACUCCUACUCCUGUCCUGCCCAUCUUUGCAGAAACCAGCCCUCCCUCGGCAGAGCCCCGCGCGCCCUUCGCAAGGAUUCCCGAAAAAAAUCCUGCCGCGCCAGCGGAAGAAACCGGGAGGAAGCCGAUGCCGCAGCCUGGAUCUGCCAUGCUCCAGUCAUUCCAAGGCCUCUCCGUGGACCAUUCCCAGCUCUCUUCCUUUACGCUGAAGAGUCCCCUGAGUUUGAACCCGGCCUUUCCAGUGAAUUUGAACUCAGCCGGCCAGGGUUCAUCUCCCCUUCUGAGCCCUGUCCUGAGCGAUGCUGGUGGUGCCAGGAUAGAAGAUGAGGAUGAAAUGAAACGGAAGCGCUAUCCAGCCGACAAGGCGUACUUCAUAGCAAAGGAGAUUCUUGCCACAGAGCGGACCUAUCUGAAGGACCUGGAAGUUAUUACUGUGUGGUUUCGCAGUGCGGUCCUCAAGGAGAACGCCAUGCCAGAAGGCCUGAUGACGUUGCUCUUCUCUAACAUUGACCCAAUAUAUGAAUUUCAUCGGGGCUUCCUGAAAGAAAUUGAGCAAAGGCUCUUGCUGUGGGAAGGAAGAACGAGUGCUCAGGUGAAAGGAGAUUAUCAACGAAUCGGAGAUGUCAUGCUCAGGAAUAUGCGUACUCUAAAGGAGUUUACCACCUACUUGCAGAAGCAUGACGAGGUCCUGACUGAACUGGAGAAAGCAACGAAACGCCUAAAGAAACUGGAAAUGAUUUAUAAGGAGUUUGAGCUGCAGAAAGUUUGCUACCUGCCGCUCAACACAUUUCUGCUCAAACCCAUCCAGAGACUGAUGCACUACAAGCUGAUCCUGGGGAGGCUUUGCAAGCACUACACGGCCGAGCACCGGGACUACGCGGAUUGCCGGAAUGCCCUGAAGGAAGUCACGGAGAUGACGUCUCAGCUCCAGCACAGCCUGAUCCGCUUGGAAAAUUUCCAGAAGCUGACAGAGCUGCAGCAUGACUUAAUUGGUAUUGAUAACCUCACAGCACCUGGUAGGGAGUUUAUCCGGGAGGGCUGCUUGUACAAGCUCACCAAGAAAGGUUUACAGCAACGGAUGUUCUUUCUGUUCUCAGAUAUGUUGCUCUACACAAGCAAAGGUGUUACAGGGACAAACCAAUUCAAAAUUCAUGGACAUCUUCCUCUGCAUGGCAUGUUGGUGGAGGAGAGUGAGAACGAAUGGGCUGUCCCACACUGCUUCACUAUCUAUUCAGCACAGAAAACCAUAGUAGUGGCAGCAAGUACCCGCCUGGAGAUGGGCAAGUGGAUGGAAGACCUAAACGUGGCGAUCGAAAUGGCCAAGAAAUCCACAGAGAAGUCUGAGAUGCUUCUGGAAAACUCCGUGUGCAACCGUUCCAACAGAUCCUCUGAUGAGGUCUCCCUAGAGCAGGAGUUCGAAGAUGACACUCACUCUUCCCGUAGCUCCUUGGACAGGCAGAGCCACCACCGGGCCAACACAACCAUGCACGUGUGCUGGUACCGCAACACCAGCGUCUCCAUGACCGACCACAGUGUGGCCGUUGAGAAUCAGCUCUCGGGAUACUUGCUGCGGAAGUUCAAGAACAGCAACGGCUGGCAGAAACUCUGGGUCGUCUUCACCAACUUCUGCUUGUUCUUCUACAAAACGCACCAGGACGACUUCCCGCUGGCCAGUCUCCCGCUCCUCGGCUACGCGGUCAGCUCCCCCACGGAGGCGGACGGCAUUCAGAAGGAUUACGUCUUCAAGCUGCAGUUCAAGUCCCACGUGUACUUCUUCAGGGCUGAGAGCAAAUAUACCUUUGAGAGGUGGAUGGAGGUGAUCAAGAGAGCUACCAACUCUCCUGCAAGAUCAAACCUGCUGCUUCCGAAGGAGGAGAAGGAGAGUCACACAGACUGAAGCGGGGCAGAGCGGGAUCUCUGCUAUAAUCCAAAUAAAAGAGGUGUGUGGAAACAGGAGUCCCUGGCGUGGCUAAAGCAAAGACCCGGGAUGCUCAUUUCCACCUCGUCU